UGGGUUUGGGGCCUUGGGCCAUUCAAACAAAUGUCACUGCUUCACCCACUCCAUGAAAAUCUGAUAUUUGUAGUGGGCACCGAACAUACCUCAGUCACUAACAUUGAUUCCAUUUCUUUUCUUCAACUUAUGCUUCUUCUCAGUUUUUGAAUAUGUUCUUAAACUUAAACCCCUUCAAUUUCAUCACCCACCCCUCUCAUAGACAUAGUUCUCAAAUUUUCUUCAAAUGUCUUUUGCUCACCUUCUACGCCUUUUCGGCGACACCCAAUGCGUCCUCAAAGGCAGAGCAGUCCAUGGCAAGAUUAUCACAUCUGGGUUUUUCCUCGAUGCAUAUGCACAUAACCAUUUGAUGUCUUUGUACCUAAAAAUUAAUCGUAUAAAUGAUGCUUGCAAGGUGUUUGAUAAAAUGCCUGACAGAAAUCUUGUUUCAUGGACUGCUCUAAUAUCUUGGCAUUCCAAAAUGGGUAUGCCAGAAGAAGCCUUGAAUUGUUUCAGAUUAAUGGCUAAAGAUGGUUUUGAUCCCAAUAAUCAUACAUAUGUUGGUGCUAUAUCUGCUUGUGCUAGUUUAGGUGAUGCAAGAGCUGGUAAAGAGAUUCAUGGAAGGAUUUAUAGGCAUGAGCAAGAGUUGAAUGGUAAAGUUAGUAAUUGCUUGGUUAAUAUGUAUGGGAAAUGUGGUUUGUUGAAAUCUGCCCGGCUCAUGUUUGAUGCGACUUUGAAGCCGGAUUUAGUUUCUUGGACUUCAAUACUUUCUUCUUAUUGUCAAUGUGGGGAGAAUGUAGAGGGUUUAAAGAUUUUCAUGAGGUCACAGGAGGAAGGAGUGGAAGUAAAUGAAUUUUCUUGCGCGAGUGUGUUGGGAGCUUGUGCUUCACUUGAGAACUUGAAGGUUGGGAUGCAAGUGCAUCCCCUUGUCAUAAAGUGUGGACUUGGAUUUGACACCUUUGUUGUGACAGCAUUGAUAAAUCUUUAUGCAAAGUGUGGCGAAUUGGACUAUGCUCAUCAGGCAUUUUUGGAGGUGGAUAAGCCACAGUUGCAGGCUUGGAAUGCACUAAUGGGAGGCUGUGCUCAACAAGGAAAAGCAAUAGAAGCUAUUGAUCUUUUCCACAAGUUCCAUUCUUUGGGUUUGAAACCUAGUGAAAGAACAUUCUCAUCAGUACUUGGAGCAUUAGCAGAUACAGUGGAUGUUGAAGUUGGAACACAACUCCACUCUUUGAUCAUUAAAAUGGGGUUCAAUUCCUUUAUAUUCGUUGGCAAUGCAAUUCUGGAUUUUUACUCAAAAUGUGGGCUUCUUGAGGAAUCAUCAAAAACUUUUGAGGAAAUGCAUGAACAUGAUGUUAUCUCGUGGAAUGCACUGAUUUCCGGGCAUGUUAGAUAUGGUCAUCAUGGAGAAGCUAUUGAGCUUCUAAAGGAUAUGUUGAUUGAAGGAUUUGAACCAAAUCUUCAUACAUAUCCUAGCAUUUUUAGCAUAUGUGGUGAUAUCCCCGCAAUUGAGUGGGGUAAACAAACACAUUGCCGCAUCCUAAAACCUGGGUUUGACUCAAAUGUGGUUGUAGGGAGUGCUCUUAUAGACAUGUACGCUAAGUGUGGAAGACUAAGUGAAGCUCAGAAAGUUUUUGACGUUCUAGUUACAAAAAACUUGGUUUCCUGGAAUACCAUACUUGUGGGAUAUGCCCAACAUGGAUUUGGGAGGGAAGCUUUAGAGAUCUAUAACAUAAUGCGUAGUAAUGGGAUCAAACCUAAUGGUAUUACUUUUCUUGGAGUCUUAUCUGCUUGUGGGCAUGUGGGGCUUGUAGAGGAGGGAUGGCACCACUUCAAUUCGAUGAUCAAAGACCAUGGCAUUUCCCCAAGAACAGAUCAUUUAGCUUCUUUAGUCAGCCUCUUUGCCUGUAAAGGACAGACAAAAAGAGCUUUUGAACUCAUAAGGAGUUUUCCAAUGGAGUCUAAUAAGGUGGUUUGGCGGUGUCUCUUGUCUGGCUGCAAAAUUCACAAGGAUGUAGCUCUGGGAAGAUACGCUGCUGAGAAAAUUUUGAGUAUUGAUCCAGAAGACACUUCAGCUCAUAUCAUGCUUUCAAAUAUAUAUGCUGAGGCCAAGAUGUGGAAUGAAGCAGCACAAGUGCGAAAAAUAAUGAAGGAGAAGGUAUUAAAGAAAGAUACAGGAUAUAGCUGGGCUGAAUUGAAGAACAGUAUAUACUACUUUUCUGCAACUCAUUACACACAAUUCCAAGAAACAAAUCUCCAUGAGGUAUUGGAUGGGUUGACAGCCCAGUUGUUUGACACUGGAUACAUGCCUGAUGCUAUGUUUGUAUUGCACUGUGGGGAAUAAGCAAGGGAUAUUAGAUAAAAAAAGUAUUUGUUCAUACAUUAUAGUCUUUUACAUGUGAGAAAAUAAGAUAAAUGAAUCCAUGAUCAUCUGAGAUGAUCGAUAUUUCUAUGAGAUGAUAUUGAAAUAGGACUAAACAGUAUAGAAAGAAUUGAAAAGUAAAGUGAUGUUGACUUCUUAUAGUAACUUGUAAGAAAGACAGUCAAUCUAAGGUCACAUUACCACACAUAAAGUUGUAAU
Molecule: messenger RNA, 2557 nt
Organism: Quercus lobata
Lineage: Eukaryota; Viridiplantae; Streptophyta; Magnoliopsida; Fagales; Fagaceae
Product: pentatricopeptide repeat-containing protein At2g27610-like
Exons: 1
Coding region: 227-2320 (697 amino acids)
Biological process (GO): RNA modification
Cellular component (GO): intracellular membrane-bounded organelle
Molecular function (GO): RNA binding; protein binding
Source: RefSeq, a predicted model, not a curated record